Messenger RNA from Gopherus evgoodei (Goodes thornscrub tortoise), 2067 nucleotides. It is a transcript of the gene MORN4, whose product is annotated as MORN repeat containing 4. NCBI's taxonomy places the organism in Eukaryota, Metazoa, Chordata, Testudines, Testudinidae. The transcript has 6 exons. The coding region runs from base 466 to 906 and encodes 146 amino acids. The record is from RefSeq and is a predicted model, not a curated record.
GCUGCGGGCCGGAUGUGGGGGAAGCCGGGUGGUCAGCGGGGCUGGCGGCCGUCGAUGGGGACCAGGACGGCCAGUGGGGAACGGCGCCGGCGGUGAAACGCGGAGUCCAGCCUUGGAUCAUGAAUUCCAGUGUGAUUUCUGGUGCCUGGAUUCUGUGCAUCUCCCUAUGAAGUCAUCCAAACCAGUGCUUCUCUGUAUCCCAUCCGUACCGCUCCAGGCCUCUCCUCCAGGCUGAUGUGGGGCCUGUUAAUGACCUCAGCCCGAGUGCUGGUUGUUGAUGACCUCAGCAGAGAGCACUCAGUUCAAUUACCGGCUUGGCACUGACUAAGGGCCAUCUGUCUUCUAGACAAGAAGUCUCUGCAGUCUAGCUUUGGUCCUUCCCAACAAUACAUCCUGCUGGCUGAGGAGCUCUCUAGCUCUCAGCUUCCAUGGAGGUGUCGUCUCGCCCGCCCAAGAGCUGGCACCAUGACCUUGACCAAGGGCUCCUUCACCUACUCCAGUGGGGAGGAGUACUGCGGGGAGUGGAAGGAAGGCCGCAGGCACGGCGUUGGCCAGCUAAUGUUUGCAGAUGGCGGUACCUACCUGGGUCACUUUGAGAAUGGGCUCUUCCAUGGCUGCGGGGUGCUCACCUUCUCCGAUGGCUCCAGGUACGAGGGGGAGUUCGUGCAGGGAAAGUUCAAUGGCGUCGGAGUUUUCACGCGCUACGACUCGAUGACCUUCGAGGGCGAGUUCAAGAGCGGGCGUGUGGACGGCUUCGGGCUCCUGACCUUCCCCGACGGCUCCCACGGGGUGCCCCGCAGUGAAGGCUUCUUUGAGAACAACAAGCUGCUGCGGCGGGAGAAGUGCCCAGCCGUGAUCCAGAGAGCUCAAAGUGCCUCCAAGUCCGCACACAACCUUCCGGCGUGACCGUGCUGCCAUGGGACUCCGCUGCCCACCCGUGGCCCCUCCUGCCGCUGGGGGCAGGAGCUGCAGUGCCCAGGCAGGCCGGGGAGGGGUGUUGGCAGAGCCAGUGUGCCUGCUCGUCACAGGCCCCAGCAUAGCUGGCUGCCUUCCUCCUGCUGGCUAGAGAACAUCCUCCGAGUGCCCACGUCCUGGAUCCUGGGGACUCUGAGUGCUGCCCCCCACUGGGGGGAGACAGGAUACCCCCUUCCCUAGGGCUCUGUUCACUGCCUUGGGGCUCUCCAUACAGACCCCUGGCACAGCCCCCGUGGCCAGCCCUGUUGCUGGGCUUUGUGGGGCAGUGGAGGGGGUAACCUGCCAGGGCCUUGAUGCCCAUGGUUAGCAGGGGAUGCAGCUGGGAGCUGCUGCACCUGUGUCCCCGAAGCCAGGCAUGCCCAGGCGGUGCCCCCCAAGCUCAGCGGGAAUAGUGCCCGUCCCCAGCAGGGUGCUGACCAAGGCCUGACUUCGCUAGUGGGAUGUGGCCGUGGCAGGGAGCUGGUAUCUCCCUGCCCCUUCUUGUUCUGAUGCUGGGGGCAGGGCAGGGCCCCUCCUCCCUUGCUCUGGGUGUCCUGGCCCCAUGGCCCCUGCCUUCCCCUCAGCUCUCCCAAGGGCAUCUGGCCUGAGCAGGCCCAGGGCUCCUCCCAGCCAUGCCCUGGGCAGCGAGACUUGGCCUCUCUGUGUCCUGGGGGCUGUCUGGUCACUAGUGCCUUGGCACAGGGUCGGGCCAGGGCUGUGAGCGCUGAAGGGCUCCAGGGCGCGCUGUGGGUCUGCACUGCCUGGCCUCCAUUCAGCCCUAGUGAGCACCGGGGUGCAGCCUGGCAGUGCCAGUGUUGGGGGCUGCAGGCCUGGAGGGCUAGGAAGAGCAGGGGCUGAGGGGGGAGCCAGGGCUCAUGGGGCAGGAUGGGGGGAACCAGCAGAGCUGCACACAGGGACCCCCCCGCCUGCCUGUCUGCGGUGUCGGUUCUUUGCUGGGAGCAGUAGCCCUCACUCCUGACGCCGAUGUGGGGAGUCCGGGGCCUGGCCCACCUGGGGGCCGUGUGAACAGCGCCAGCCGCGCUGCUGCUGCCCUCGUGCCUUGUUGUAUCCUGCCCCCGGGGCCUCGGCGAAUAAACCGUGUUGCCAAACCUG